AUGGAAUCAACACCUUCGUCCCUACUUUUGAGCCUACCCGCUGAGCUGCGAAAUCGCAUCUGGCAUGAAAUCCUCCUACCGCAAUCAGACGAUUCGUUUCGUCUGACCAACGACCACAUGGAACCAAGCCUCCUCUGCGCCAAUCGCCAAGUCCGACUCGAGGCAAUUGGCAUCUUCUACAGCAACAAUAAGCUUCAUUUCUCUGACCCUCAGACCUGUGUUCGUCGCCUCACCUCUAUACCUUCAGAGUAUGUAGCCUUGAUUCCGGAGUUGCAAUACGACACCACCGAGACAUGCGAACAAGGCACAUCGUGGAGGACAGCGUUCAGAGGAUUGCCUGGACUGGAGCAGGAGACGAAGAUGAGAGACCUGAAGGAGGAGAUGUCGAAGCAUGGAGUGGAGCUGAGAGCAGGGGUCUUGAAGUGUAGGAUUCUCCUGAGCAAUGGGCCGGUCUGGACGACCCAUCCAAUGAACGCAAGCCUGGAGGCUGCGGACAAUGGCAUGAUGGUGUGUAGGAUGAUGUUCUUCUGA
Molecule: messenger RNA, 531 nt
Organism: Zasmidium cellare ATCC 36951
Lineage: Eukaryota; Fungi; Ascomycota; Dothideomycetes; Mycosphaerellales; Mycosphaerellaceae
Exons: 2
Coding region: 1-531 (176 amino acids)
Source: RefSeq, a predicted model, not a curated record